AUGACUCUAAUCAUUCAGGUGGGUUUGGAUUCGGAGGAGGAGGGUCAGGAGGAGGAUUUGGUUAUGGAUAUGGUGGAGCAGGAGCAGGAGCAGGAGCAAAUGCAGGAGCAGAUGCAGGAUCAUCUUCUUAUUCAUCAUCCGGUCCUGGUUCAAAAGCAGCUGGGUAUGGAUACGGAUACGGCGGAUACGGAGAUGGAGGGGCAGCUGCAGCAGCAGCAGCGGCGGCAGCAGCAGCAGCAGCAGCAGCAGGGGCAGCUGGAGGAUAUGGUUAUGGUUAUGGUUAUGUUAAUGGAUAAGGUGGCUCGGGAGCAGGAUCAAAUGCAUGAUCAUGUUUGUAUUCGUCAUCUGGUGCAGGUGUAG
This is a messenger RNA of Acytostelium subglobosum LB1, 360 nucleotides long. RefSeq lists its product as hypothetical. The coding region runs from base 1 to 360 and encodes 119 amino acids. Lineage: Eukaryota; Evosea; Eumycetozoa; Acytosteliales; Acytosteliaceae. The transcript is spliced from 2 exons. The record is from RefSeq and is a predicted model, not a curated record.